UUUUUUAUCAUAGGUGUUGUUUAAUCAUUGCCUCCCACAUCUGCACAUGUUAACUCAUUUAAAUUCUGCACUGGAGCUCAUUGUUUCUGCAAGAACAUUCACACAUUGCAUCUAAGAAACAGCCCUUAUAUCAAGCUUGCACCGUGUGCUUGCUGUUCAGCAGCUCGUUUGUGGAUCCAGGUGGAAUGAAGCCAGAUGAUGAAAAAAAAAAUAACAACAACAAAAUAAAACAAAACAGGAAACUCAAUACUUUUUUAUGUGCAAACACACUGUGACGUCACCCAGCUGAAAUCUUCCCCGUCCCUCAGCCGGCUUGGAGCUGUCAGAGCGCGCACUGCCUCCUCUCCUCUCUCGCGCGCGAUGACCAUGGAGGCGUCCAGGAGUUUAACAGGAGGAUUCCGCUGCCAAACUGAACCUGACAGGACGGGAUGUAGGCUGUGGAUUUUGUAUGCGUGCUCGAUGGUGUCUUAUUUCACUCAUUUGGAGACGGGGGGACAGUUUUGCGACUUAAAGUGACCAAAAACAAUCAUAAAGGACGGAACGUGUCUCAAUUGGAAAAUCAUGCACUGUUCAUUUCCAUGGAGAGAUGGCAUGCGUGCUCCUCUUCACUCGACUUUUUCCUUUCUCACACCGCCUCACAAGAACAUCUUUAUGCUUGUUAUCGCUUUUUCUAUCAUAUUUGUGCUACUGUGCGCUAUUUCCAGCCGACACCAUCAUGCAAACGUCAGGUGAUCCGACGGCCAGCUGCCAGCGCGUCCUGGAUCAUGGAGCCAAAAGACGCAUCCAGAAGUCCUUGUUCUGCGUUUUGCAGCAGAGCAGCGCAGAUGCAUUCCGGAUGAAAAGCGACCAAAGACCCUCCACGAACCUCCAUAACGACACGCCCAGCCCUCCCAUGAGUAAUCUCAAGUUUGGGAAUAAGAAGUUACCCAACGCAAUCAUAGUUGGUGUGAAAAAAGGAGGCACGAGAGCGGUUUUGGAGUUUAUAAGGAUUCACCCGGACGUGCGCGCGGCUGGCACGGAGACGCACUUCUUUGAUAGGAACUAUGACAGGGGCCUGGAGUGGUACAGGUGAGAGCAGCACCUGCACAGGUGCGUGCCUGGCUGUCUCUGUGGUCACGUGAUCUGAUGGUAAUCUGCAAAUAACUGGUUGGAACAGGUUUUAUGAAACGAAAUCACAGGAUUAAUCAGCUGGUUUAAUGUUGGCCCUCUCUAAAAGUUUUUACACUAUGAUCUGCAAAAUCUGAAUCACUGAAAUGACAGCUUUUCUAGUUGUGUAAGAAGAUGACUAAUGAGCACAUUUAAUAAAUUAAAGUGUAACCCUCUCAUUUGGCAGGGAGUCUCACAGACUCAUGAGAGUCUCUGGACAUUUAAGGAUGUUUAUAUCAUCCUUAAAUCUACAGCUGUCUGUAUCUGGUGAUUCCUGCUCCUCCAGAGUGGUGGGGUAAAAUGGUGCAAAAUUUAAUGCAGCAUGACAAUGUUUUCAGAUAUUGAAAAGAUGGUGAAGAUGUAAUGUCAAAACACAUCUGUAAUUUGAUUUUAAAUAUCAGUGUUGUAUUUAUUGUUAUAAUAGAUUUUAUCAACUAUACUGGAUAUUGUGUAUAUAGGAUGUCAUAGGAUUGUAAGGUCUUUUUCAGUCAUUGUUUGGCUUUUUCUCUACAUAUUGAAUGUAAAAUAACCCAUCUUGAUAAAAUGUAAAAUAACCCUUCCUUGUGGGUGUUCCCCAGGGUUCCCUUCACACUGCUUAUAUUGUACAGAAAUCUAUAUCUAUCUGUGUUGGAAAACAAUAUCUCAAAGCCAACACAAAUGCUCAACAGCAUCUCUAUUCUCUACCACUUUUCACAUUAAAUCAGCCUCUUACCGACAUUAUUUCGAUAUCCUCCCCCAAUGGUGCCUUUCUGUCUACACAACGUUUCGAGGUAAACACAUUAAAAGUGUUUCUGCAGUCUCUUGACUCAUUUCACUUUCUUAAUGCAGGAAAAAAAAUUUGGAGGCUUGAGCUGUUUUUACAUGAGCAGUACAGUGGUCCUCUUUGUAGAGCAUUCAUCUGAUUUCUCAUAAAAUCUAGUCUCUUGAGGAAAUCUGUGUAAACUGCAGAGUGUAGGACACCAUCCACUCGGACUGAGUCGUUUACUUGUUUGUAUGAAGUGAUAAUCUUUAAAAAUCUGUUAAACAUAACUGAUUCAUUGAUGCACGAGCUUUUAUCCUAACUCCAUAACAACAGAUUUGAAACAAGAUGAUGUCCCUAUUUAGACUUGUAACAUUAUGCACAUAUGCACAAAGACGGCCAGACACAUACAGAUCAACCUCCAAGUACAUCUGAUGUUAAUGAUCAGCUGUCACCCAGCCUGCAGGAGGGAUGUGUAUCAGCAGUAUUAUGAAAUAAUUAAAGACUCAAAGUAUCUCCACUAAUUGGCACUCGUCAGGACGGAAGGCGGCUGAAGCCCUUUUAUCUCUGAGAUGUGUCUGAGAAAUGGGAGCCGGAUGUGAACCCUCGCCUAUUACCGCUGUUUGACUGUCACCUGUCAAAGUUGCAGAGAAAAGGUCAUGUGCCGACUGACUUCUGAGGAUCGUUUUCAAAACAGAGUGUAAUUCAGUAAGUCUACAGUAAACACUCAUCAAUGAAGGCAAAGUUGAAUGGUUAGAGCCUCAUUAUCAGGAUGUAUGGGAGUGCAACGUGCUGCUUGUAGUUAGUUGGUUCAUUACAGUAAUAUCUGCACAAGAGAGUAAAGAAAAUACCAGGGAUAAAGACCCUUAAGGUUCACUGAAUACGCUGUCAAUGGCCACAAGAUUGAUUGAAAACACUGUGUAAAGUUAGAUGACAUGAUCCCACCUCCAUCCACUGUACAAAAGUGAAGCCUGAUUACCAUGAAGGGCAGUGACAUAUACAGCCAAGGUCUGUGACAUGAACUUAUAAAAUGUGAUUAAAUUACUCUUCACAUGAGCGUGUGAAAAAAAAAAAUCAUUCAAAGGUUUUCUUUUCUUCGACAUCUCAGGUCUUUUACUUACCUAUCAAGCUGCACUUAAUUGUUGAAUUAAUGGUCUGGAAACUCUUUGAUCAUCAGUUGAUUGGGUCAGUCUUUUCUGGUAGACCUGGGUGAUAUGGCCAAAAAUGUAGUCACAAUUUAGAAUGUAUAUAUAAAUGUAUCAGUACAUAUUGAUAGUUAUCAGUCAUUCUCAAAAGAUUAUUUUUCCCUAUUUAAAUGCAGAUUUUUUAUUUUAUUUGAGGAAAGUGCAUGGACAAUUAGCUUGAACCUGGGGUCAAGUACCUGGAUAGGCAUCUCAUUUUGUAUAGUAAAAGUAGGAAGGAAGAAAUAGUCUUUUACAGCUGUUUAUUUACUGUCUGUAGGUUUUUUCUCUUUUUUUUUUUUCUAGCAUUGCGCUAGAAUUGCUGACAUCAGAGUUUGCUGCUGGAGCAUUUGCUCGCUGAGGAUCUGCUAACACUUUGGGGCUGUUAUUUCUUGCUUUUGGUGUUUUUUAACAGGUCAUAUUGUGUCAAACAAUGGAAAAGGUUUGUGGUGUUGUCUCACUUAUCUGGCAUCAAUUUGCUACUCUGCUGGACUGUAAAUGGCUAAAAUAUCUCCAGACUACUGAAGUGGCCUUUUCAGUUAAGAAUGUUUUCCCCCGGCUUUGAGCUGGUGGGCAUGCUGUGUUCUUUAGAGUUGCUGUCGUUCAGUUUGGUCGUGUUUCCCACCUCUAUCUCUGCAAGAUGAUUCACCGUUCAUUGUCUUACUUGUCUCCUCUCUAAAACAAGGUGACAACUAGUGUUUAAUGUGCCACAGCACCCCACUUCUCCAGUGUCCUAGUGGUUGGUAUAAGUCCAAGUUUGAAUUUAUAAAACGUUUGUCUAAAAUUGUUAGAAAUUAUAUCAUGACAAUUAUGUUUUUAUCACCCAGCCCUAAUUUCUCAACACACAUCCAAGCAUUUCCUUGUUUUGGGUUCUUGGUACAUUUUUUGACUAAACGAUAAAUGGUAUGUUUUCCCAUUUUUAUUCUGUUUGUAAAAGCAGACAAAACCAGACCAUUAUAACAUUACUUUGUGAAGAGGGAAGCAACAACCAAGAUAAUGUUUUCAGAUGAACUAGACAAAGAAAUUAAAGAUAAAUGUUAGUCAGCCCGACUUACUGUCUGGUAUUUAAUAAGGAAGGGUGCCCUUGGCCAAAGUUUUCAGAUGAAACAUAAAACUUUUACUCGGUGUAGACGUACCUGUUCCAAUCAUUACUUUCAAGACUUCAAUGGCCUAGUUUGAGGACUGGGAUGUAACCUCAGAGAGUGGCCCUGCUAUGUGUUCUGUUUGCAUUUAUGGUGAUUUAUUACUCCUGAACCAGGCUGGCUGAUGCACCAGGAGAGCUGUCUGGGAGACAGGUCUCCUGUGACAAUGGACUACUAUGACUGUGCAUCAGAGCUCUUGUUAUCAUUUACAUGAAGAAACUGGGUUCAUGGCCAACUGGAGCUUCUCAGAUGGUUUUGUUUCUUUGAAGCUCACUUGAGUAAUCCUGCCCUAAAUAGACAUCUAAUACACACUUUUUCCUUUCGACAGAGGGAAGGCAAGGACGCUGCGUCCUCUCUGUCUGAAUCUGUUAGCCUUUGUGGUAUUUACGUAAUUCAAAACAGAGUGGAAAAUGUUAUGAGAAACCCUUAAAGUAAUGUGAAUGUAAAUGAGAAACCUUUAUUUUGCUGGAACUUAUACUUUGUGUUUUUAUUUUUCAUGCAGAGGUUUGAUGCCAAGGACUCUCGAAAGCCAAAUCACGAUGGAGAAGACGCCAAGCUACUUUGUAACAAAAGAGACGCCACAUCGGAUCUCAGACAUGUCUCGAGAUACAAAGCUCAUUGUUGUGGUGCGGGACCCGGUUACUCGUGCAAUAUCUGACUACACUCAAACUUUAUCCAAAACCCCUGACCUGCCGAGUUUCCAGGAUCUGGCCUUCAGAAACCAGAGUCUGGGCAUCGUGGACACAUCUUGGAAUGCCAUAAGGAUUGGCUUGUACGUUCUGCAUCUUGAGAACUGGCUCCGCUACUUCCCUCUGGCUCAGAUCCACUUCGUUAGUGGGGAGCGUCUUAUCACAGACCCAGCAGGGGAGCUGGCCCGGGUGCAAGACUUCCUUGGGUUAAAGAGAAUUGUCACAGACAAACACUUCUACUUUAAUCGCACCAAGGGCUUCCCUUGCCUUAAGAAGCCGGAGAGCAGCGGCUCGCCUCGCUGUCUGGGCAAGUCAAAGGGCAGAACUCAUGUGCAGAUAGAUAGAGAGGCUAUAGAGCAGUUAAGAGACUUCUAUAGACCUUAUAAUGACAAGUUUUAUGAAAUGGUGGGUCAUGAUUUCAAGUGGGAGUAGAGGCUGGAGUUAUACUCUAAAAUUGUACAGUACAAGAAAGAUUCCUACAUUCCUUCUUCAAAACUGGUUUGACCGUCAGUAUUAUAUGGAAGGUGACAGGGACAAAUGUGCUAUAAUGGCCUAAAAAAAUUUCUAUGGGGAGAAACAGGCUUCAAAUUCAAAAUCAAUGCAUAUUUACAAAAAAACACUCACUUAAAAAGACCAAAACAAAAACAGCUGACACUGUAGGUUCAGGUUCAGGAAGCAGAAACAAAAGCAUUAACAGCAAAUGCCAAAGCAAAAUACAGUUGUUAGGUGUUUAGGCCUGAGGGGGCACAACAUGGAUUAUAUUUAUUUUUGACAGAAAUGGAAGAGAAACAAGGCUGUGGAGUGAAUAGAUGUGCUUAUUUUUAAACCAGGCGCCCCAUGUAACAAUGUUACCAUCCUUCUCGUACUGGUUUUAGGAUAAAACUAAUACAGUAAUGAUGAUAGAGGCAACAGGGCCAGAGUGUGAAAUGCGUAACUAUAUAAAAAAUAAUGCUAUUUUCAUUGAUUGAUGUUCAUCCCAUUAGCCUUUUGCUAACGGAUUUGUCGUAUAUUUUGAUAUUUAAUGUUUAAGAAACUAUUGCUGGACUAAACUGUAAAAUGUAGAUAAAGUGAUUGUUUAGGCAAAAAAAAGAAAGCUUCUAGCUAGCAAAUUAGCUUUGGAGAAGCUACAUUAAGCAGUGGAAACUAUCUCGGGAAGGAUUUCUGUCCAUUACAGAUUUUGCUAUUAAAUUAAAACUUUUGCUUAAUUGAAAGCCCAUUUCUCCUCACCUAAAUCUCUUUUUAGCCGUUGUAGCACAUUUGUCCUUGCUAGCCAUUUAAGUGAUAUGCCAUUGCUAAAGCAGAUAGUAAACGCUCUCCAGGCUAUAAAGAGCAAUAGCAGUGUUAUUCUUUUGAGUAACACUGCUAAACAGCACAAUAUCUAAGAUGACAUUGCUUUUGCACUUGUAAUAAUCAGUUAACAGUGAGCAUUUUGUUUGUUGCCAGAUAAAGUCACCGUUUCAGCUCCAGGAUCCCUCUGUUUCUUUCCCUGUAACUGUGUUUUAUUGCGGACUACAUUCUCCAUUUGCUGACUGGAUGGUGAGAGGAGGAGAUUCCAGGGAAUGGGAUUAGUUCCUCUUAAAACCUGCUUUACUAAUCAAGGCAGGGCUUGAAAGCAAGACCUUGGAAAAUGUCAGUGGAGUCUUCAGGGAGAGCAGAAUUAAGCUGCAGCACUGUGGUGGUAAAGCUGAAGAGUGAAGCCAUAAUGCAAGUAUAAGGCACCAAAUAUCACUUCCUUUGAUGCAUUUUUUUACAGAGUUUCUUUCUUAUUCUUUCCAGCUUAAAUCUGUGAAUGAAAAAGUCAAUAUAUGCUGUAACAUGCACACUUCACUUUAUUCUACUUCAUUUGAUUGAUCCAUGCUUUUAUUCUACUUUCAAAAGUGAAUCACUGGCUUAUCCACAAAUCUUGUUCAUUACCUUCAUUAAAUGAAACUGAAGCACACAGAUGAUUUUUUUUAUUAUUCUGUCUCAUCCAGAACCUUACUUUGAUAAAAAUACAUCACACAAAAAGUAUGUUUGUUAACUCUGUCCAUCCCUUUUUCUCUCUGACUGCUUUUAUGUUAACAAAAAAAGAUCAAAAACCAACUCAAACAGCAAGCAUUUAAGCUAAAACCUAAAACAUCUUCUAAAAUAACGCUUGAUUUCUUACCAAACAUCCAUUUCAUCCAAACCAGCUGGUCAAAUGAUGCUAUUUUGCAGAUUUGUCCACUCACAGUUUUGUUUUGCCCGUGAAAGCAUGCUUUGAGGUGUUUUAUUUCAUUCUGUAAGGUUCGCUGUGUGCCUGGUGUUAGUGGUUGGUGGAUGAGGGGGGUGGAGGUGUAAGGAAUUUCAAUCACUUCUGAAAGACAAAGCAGGCAACACCUAGUCAUGGCAGGUUAUCAAACAGAUUCUGGGACUGUGUGUCACAUGAUUGCAGUGAAAAGUUUGGAUUCUGCUACCUGGUCUGAAUACUAAAACUAGACUGUCUGAACGUGAGCCAGACUGAAACAGUACUGUAAAACAGAGAGAAAAAAAUUAGCUUAUAAUACUCGUGUCAGGACAGGGGGGAUAUCUGAUGAGUCAAAGUAGGACAUAUAAAUGUUUCUGCACUCAAAUCAGCCAAAUUAUUAUACACAAGGCUUCAUAUUUGCUUCCAAUUGUUUAGAAUACUGGAUGUGAUUAUUUCAUGUUCAUAAAAAAAAAUGGACAAUAUAAAAUUUGCAAGUUAUGAUAUUACAAGUGUGUAAAGAGGCAGAUCAAGAGGUAAUUUUUUUUUUCAAAAAGGGUAAUGCUGCAUCUUUUCCACUGCAACAGUCGGUAAUAUUGGUCAUUAUCACCAUUGGCUUGAAUUGGCUUUACAGUAUUUGAAGACUUGGUAAGCUAUAAAAAGAAAGUGGUUCAGUUACUCACUGAGUAUUCAAAAGCUGUCUUAUUCAAAUGAUUUGUCACAGUGUACUUACAGAAUUAAAGGUAGAUGAAUUAAGAGGUCCUGUUUCAGGUCCAGUUCAGUGAAAUAACAGUUUAAUUACAGAAGUUAGUGAGGAGGUAAUACAACUGCCAGUCGUACAGUAUUAAAGCUGUAAAGCAGAGCUAUUAGAACUAUUGACUGUAUAUUGAUAUAGACAGCACACCACCAUCUCCUCCCACUGUAAAAAAGUGAAGCCAAAAUCAUGUCUCCAUGGGCACUGACAUACCCACCGAGCAUUUUUUUUUCUACAAGAGGUCUAAUAGACUUCUAAAUGUAGCCUGGACAACUGGUCUAAAAUCAGGCUACCACAGGUCUAAAAAUGAAAGUUUUUUAGAUGUCUAAAUUUAGACCAAGUUUAGACUAGCCAGCUAACAGAGGUCUACACUGUAUAUUGCUCAACGGCUAUCAUAAUUAUUUUGGUUAAGUACUUGGAGAUCAGUUAUGCAACUCACAGUUACUUUUUGAAAUAAAAUAGUUAUCAAAUCAUGGGUUAAAGUGCAACUUCUAAAUUCUAUCUAGAAAUAUACAGAAUCUAGACGGUUGAAAUUAGGUCUAAGAAAAAACUACAGGUCUAAUAGCUGUCUAUUGCUCAGUGGGUAUUCUACUUCUAGUGUAUUUUGUAGAUGAGGGAUGCAAAGAAUCCCUGUCACACCCCCUCUGCUAACCAAACCCCAAAUUUAAUUUACUUACACAACACCAGAGAUCCUGAAGC
Xyrichtys novacula (pearly razorfish) is the source of this 8553-nucleotide messenger RNA. The record is from the annotation of a GenBank genome assembly. NCBI's taxonomy places the organism in Eukaryota, Metazoa, Chordata, Actinopteri, Labriformes, Labridae.